Molecule: messenger RNA, 906 nt
Organism: Aspergillus calidoustus
Lineage: Eukaryota; Fungi; Ascomycota; Eurotiomycetes; Eurotiales; Aspergillaceae
Source: the annotation of a GenBank genome assembly
AUGGCAUCAGCUGUCCAGAAAGCGAACCAUCUCUCUCCAUUCAAACAACUUUCCUCCUGUAUUUAUGUCCAAGAGCCAGAUGCAUCCGUCGAGAACACGGGGAACUACUCAAACACAAUUGUUCUCGCCUUCUGGAUGAAUGCCUUCUCUCGAUCACUGGUCAAAUACGUCGCCGAAUACCGGCGCUUAGCCCCCCAUGCCCAGAUAAUAUUUAUUCGAACCUCUUCGUCUGAAUUCAUGCUCCGUCCUACGAAGCGAGCCCAGUACGACCGACUUGCACCAGCUGUCGAAGUAUUGCGGACCCUCCACUCCGACAGCCCUGUCUUCAUUCAUAUGUUCUCUAACGGUGGGGUAUUCGCCGUCACCCAUCUCCUUGAAGGCUACCAGAAGGCAACCGGUCACCCGCUUCGCGUCUCUUCAACCGUCAUUGACAGUGCACCCGGCACAGCUACCCUCUCUGCCACAAUCAAGGCCUUUUCUUACGUCCUUCCCAAGCGCUGGAUCCUGCGCCUUCUGAGCAAGGUCCUGCUGUACGCCUAUCUAACCUCUAUGUUUGUCCUCGGCAAGGCUGUUGGAAAGGUGCUGGGGGUUAGAGAUGCAGUUAGCGUUGCCCGGCAGGCCAUCAACGAUGGUCGGCUCAUGCGUGGACUUGAUAAAGUUCGCCCUCCGCCGAGGUGCUAUAUCUACUCCGAUGCCGAUGAGCUGGUCGACUGGAAGGACGUGGAGAGGCAUGCAGCUGAUGCGGAGUCGAAGGGCUUUGAGGUCCGGCGGGAGAAGUUUCUAGGUUCAGAGCAUGUGGCGCAUAUGAAGGCUGAUCCGGAGAGAUACUGGAGCACGGUGAAGCUCUACCUGGAGGCUGUCGAGUCAGAGCAGGCCGCUUCCUCGACUCGAGUUGUUGACGGCUAG